Anastrepha ludens (Mexican fruit fly) is the source of this 3433-nucleotide messenger RNA. Its product is annotated as mucin-5AC. The transcript has 8 exons. Bases 1734 to 3209 code for a protein of 491 amino acids. The record is from RefSeq and is a predicted model, not a curated record. NCBI's taxonomy places the organism in Eukaryota, Metazoa, Arthropoda, Insecta, Diptera, Tephritidae.
AUCAAAAAAUUGCUCAAACAAACGCGAAGAGCUGCCAAAUACCAACAUUCAAUAAAGUGAGUGUGUUGUGAACGGACCGUUGAAUGCGGAUAUGAAUGUGUGUCCGACGGCUAUUGAAUGAACGGAAGUGGAAAAGCGCGCGCACAUAGACACAAAGUUAAAACAGUACAAUAACAAAAACACCUGUGCCCAGUUACUGUGUAUACAUACGCUUAAAAGGAAAUAUUCUGAAUAAAGUUUGCACACAAAAUACCAAAUUAAGGUGGAUUAGCUAUACAAGCAAAAGAAAAUUUGAAAUUAAAACUAUUGUGACAAAGAAAAAUACACAAAUUGCCUCCUCAGCGAAUGCAUGCUAAUUAGGGGAUACUAAACGUAAACCGCAACAACACACACAACAGACUUCUACCUAUCGUAUCAGCUAUCAGCAGCAGUCAUAGCAAUAAAUUCUGCAAUAACAACAAACCCAAAGUCAGUGACGUUAGCAAGUGACACCGAGCCUUCAGAUGUUAUAAUUGACGACCUUAAGUACCUGUGCACGGCUGCCCCUGAGUAGCUGCAUAUGCAUGCAUAUUUGUGCGUCGUGCAUUAUACAUACAUACGCAUAUACGAAUGUCUGAACACUUGUGAGUGUGCUUGAUAUCUGCAAUUGACAUUCGAUGUCAUAGGCGAAUUGCACUCGCUUCACUUUUAUUGUGCCAUUUGUUGUGUUUGUUGUUUUUAGUUGACUGUUUUUCAUUCAUAUGUCUUAACUGUUGUUGUUGUUCUUGGUAGUGGCAUAACAGGUGUAAAUAUAUAGUAUGUGUUUGUUGUUGGCGUUGUAUUAUGUUAUGUGGUUAGCUCGCUUUUCAGUAUCCAAGGGAUACUACAUUUUGAUUGCACACACGCUCGUACAUGUAUAAACAUGUAUGUGCAUGUGCAAGUAAGGGAGGGUGGUUUUUGUAGUGAUUUUCGCCUUAUGAGCUCUGUAAGCCAAGAAGUAUAAAUAAAUGUGGGCAGUUCAAAAGAAUAUGCACUGCGCUGGCAAAAAUCAAUAAAGCAAAGUAAAUUCUUAUAAAAAACAAAAAAAAAAAAAAACAAAAUAUAAAAGAAAAUCAGGAUUGCAUUACAUUGUUGUUCUUCUGUAUCCGCAGUGUGAAAAUUCAGACAUACUGAGCUACAAAAAGGCGGUGUCUGCUAGAAAGAAAGAAAGAAAGUGAAAAGAUCACGUGCCGAAUAAAAUAAAAAAAAUUAAAUUGCAUGUGAAGAGUACGAAACGACCGUAAUAAAUAUAUACUCCUAUGAAUUUCAAUAAAAAAUACGUACAAGUAAGCCUGUGCGCUUAUUUUGUAUUUUAGGGAAAGUGAAAUUUAGUGCAAAUUAUUUGUAAGUGCAUAGCAACGCAAAUCGACAGGAUACCCGACUCUACACUGCUGGUGUAUUGGAAAGCGUUCGCAGUUCGCAGACCGAAAGUAAGGCGGUCAGUAUUCCAGUAGGAAGAAUGCUUAUACGAAGCUACAUGCAAUUUUGAGAGCCAAGCCCAGAAAUUAUAGCGCAUUGUACACGGGUAUCAAGGAAAAUCUGUUAAAGGUGACAUCAGUAGACUGGCCGAUUUGAUUUGAUUUCUUUCACUGUGUAUCAGAUUAAUGUCACCUCCACACAAUCAACUUGGCUGUUGUCACAAGUGAAUCGCUAUUGUUUUUACAUCCACACCUCGUUAGAACAUUUCGCACCAAAAUCAUACAACGCGUAGCAUCAUGACCUUCUACUGGUGGUCACAUUGGUUCUGGAUAACAACUCUGAGCGCUAUCCUUUUGAGCAUAACAAUCGUGCAGACAUAUCCAAGUCAAGAGAUUUCCUUAAAGUACAAUCAAAACAGCAAAUCCGUGAAGGAUACAAUUACGAAGCUACAUCAGACGACGGCAUCCACAGAGUGGUCCACAACGACGACAGCGGCGACAACAACAACCACUACUCCCCGACAGAGCACAGAAGAGAACGCAAGUGUGGAACCUUUGCCACAACAAAGCCAAAAAGAUGAUGCGAAAGGUAGUGGUGAAGAACUGUCGUCGGAGAAAGUCGACAGUAGCGCAGUGGCACAGAACGGCAGCGAAAUAGAGCAAAAGACUGCUGCGGAACAGGAAAACGUGGUAGAGAAUGAGAACACACCCAGCACGAAGCAGUUUGAAUAUAAAAGAUCUGCUGAAAGUUUCAAUAAAACCUUAAACGAUGAUAAAGACGAUGAUAUGGCCGUUGAGGAGCCAAAAGUUGCCGCAGUCGUAGCUGAGCAGAGAUCGGCAGCGGUAGAGGAAGAGACACUAAAGCUGAAACGUGAUGAUACAGAAAUGAGUAAUUAUACGAACUUCAGUCGGACUUCCGUCGAUGCGGGGUCUAAUGCAACUUGCAUGAGCUGCAACACUACAACUCACGAGUCCAAUAGUACUACAGCGGCCACCCACACCUUACAGGCGCCCAAACCAGAAAGCAUACCCACAAGCAGCUCAACAGCGUCACCCGGGACGCAAAAAUCACGCUUAGACUCUAUGCACUCCGAGACUUUGGAGUGGUUGAGUGCGAUGGCUGCAGCUGCAGCACUACCAGCGCCCAAGCUGCUUACCAAUGCGCCGCAAUCGGAUGAAAUCGAUCGUGAGACGGUAAGUGCCACAACAGAGUCGGCGACGGCAGAACAACGCGUACCCUUUACGUUGGAGAAUGUCAACAAGGAGGAGGAACUGCGACGCGCCGAAAAUGAACAUCGGUCACGCAAAUCGAAAGUGCUAUCGGCGGAAUAUAAGCACAUCAAUCGGUUCAUCAACUACUCAGCCGAUUCGAAAAGCCUGCUGACGCGCAGCGCAUCAACGGCACCCAAUGAUUUCGGUGGUGUCGAAGAGGGUAAUAUCUCCUCGGAGGCGUUAUCGAUACAGCGCACCUACUUUCUGGACGCCGGUGCCAUUUCGGCCAUUUGCUUCACCAUUUUCGGUGUAUGCUGUACGGUUGGCACGAUUGGCAUAGUGCUCUAUCGGCGUAGAUACCUCAAUAAGCCGCAAGCGCUCAGUGAGCCUGACUCGAGUGUCUACAUCGAUGAUAGCACGAUGCGUUUAAUUUCUUUUGAUGAUUUGCAGGAUAAUUCCGAUGAGAUGUACAGUUUGGAUAAUGACUCAUUUCUCAAUUCGUUGGAGGCGAUGACAAUACAAAACUACUGGACCGACACCGUUAAACAUACAAAGCUUUAAUUUCGUUUACAAUGGAAUAUACCUAAUAUAUACAUACAUACUUACAUACAUAUAUACGUGCCGAUGUGCGGGCGAACACAUGCAUAUAUAAUUAGAUAAACACAUAUACAUACAUACAUAUGUAUAUUAUAUUAGGGUGGAUCAAUUUGUAUGAAAGGAUGUUUUCGACGUUGUGUCAAGCAGAUUUGGAUAAUACAUAAAAUUCUAUGAAAAACGCAUAAAAC